AUGGGCUGUCAACCAAUCCCCUCUGAUUUUAAAGGACCCCUGCCCCCUGAUACAGUAGGCUUGGUGCUAGGACGCUCAUCUUCAGCUCUGAAAGGCUUAAUUGUUCACCCUGGAGUUAUUGAUGAGGAUUAUGAAGGACAAGUAAAAAUUCUGUGCUCUUCCCCUAGAGGGAUAUCUUCUAUUUCCUGUGGGGAUCGUAUUGCUCAGCUUUUAGUAUUGCCUAGCCUACAUGGCUUGUUCCCUUAUAAAAAGGAUACUAGGGGAACAAAAGGUCUUGGAUCCUCCAGAGGAGGAUGUGCCUAUGUCUCACUGGAUCUGGAUGAAAGACCAACCUUGGAGUUAAUUAUUCGAGGAAAAAUUUUCUCUGGUAUUUUAGAUACGGGAGCAGAUACUAGUAUUAUCUCCACCAAAUGGUGGCCUUCUAAUUGGCCUGUCAAUCAGUCUUCACAAACCUUACAAGGGUUGGGAUAUGAGUCUUCUCCUAGUAUAAGUGCUCAGGCUUUAAGAUGGAGGGAUCAUGAAGGACGUGCGGGAGAAUUCAUACCAUAUGUACUCCCUUUACCAGUAAAUUUGUGGGGACGAGAUAUUUUACAUCAGAUGAAGUUUAAAUUGACUAAUGAUUACUCUAGUCAGAGUCAACAAAUUAUGAGAGAUAUGGGGUGUGUUCCAGAAAAAGGAUUAGGAAAAAUGUCACAAGGAAGUCCAGAGCCUGUGACUGUUACUCAAAAAUUAGAUCGAAAAGGACUGGGUUGUUCCUAGGGGCCAUUGAGGAUGCUUUG
Molecule: messenger RNA, 779 nt
Organism: Jaculus jaculus (lesser Egyptian jerboa)
Lineage: Eukaryota; Metazoa; Chordata; Mammalia; Rodentia; Dipodidae
Product: endogenous retrovirus group K member 7 Pro protein-like
Exons: 1
Coding region: 1-759 (252 amino acids)
Biological process (GO): proteolysis
Molecular function (GO): aspartic-type endopeptidase activity; nucleic acid binding
Source: RefSeq, a predicted model, not a curated record